AUGUGGAGACCACCCUCAAGAAACGAUGCACUUUCUAUCGAACUCGAACCUUCUGGCAUUGCGUGGCGGAAGUGGCGCACCCGAACACACGCACAGAAGAUUGUUGGAAAAAAGGUGGUUCUACUCGCCGCCAGCCGGUCGGGUUCCGGUUACCCCAAGAAGACUUCUCUUGCCUAGCAACAAAAAGAAGCCUCGAAAAAGGGGGGGUUAAUGUGGAGACCACCUUCAUAAAGGUUGAAACUCCCCAACGUCUGUCGAGGACGAAACCCUCUUUUCCACAUGUAGACUAUUACUCAGCUAUCUGUAUGAGUUUUUUCCAGCCCCGUUCCUUCUAUUGAUAUAGGGGACUCCGGUUGCCGAUUCGUGACCCCGCUUCUGAAACCCUUUUCUCAGUUCGAUAGAGAAUUGAAUAGAACUCCGGUUGUAGGCCGAAUUGCGACCCCGCUCCUGAUACCCUUUCCUCACUUAGGGAAUCGGUGAAUAGGACUACGGUUCCCGGUCGACUUUCGCUGUUGAUACAGUCUUCCCUCCUGUCUCCGCCGCAGAAGUAUUUGCUCGAUGUCUAAAUCGAGGCUUCCCGCGCAACACUUUGCUGUUUGUUCACCACAGAGGUACCCACUAUUACUGUUGCAGCAGUGGUAACGUGUGUG
Molecule: messenger RNA, 650 nt
Organism: Ectocarpus sp. CCAP 1310/34
Lineage: Eukaryota; Phaeophyceae; Ectocarpales; Ectocarpaceae
Source: the annotation of a GenBank genome assembly